AUGAGGCGAUGGGCCCUGACUUUGGCCCUAAUUUGUUUGGUGGCCCUUUUUAGGGGAGGAUCUGCUCAAAAAUCUUCGGAUUCGACGACAGUCGCAACUACCACCACUUCCGGCUCCAGCUCCACCCCGUCGGAUGGGAGCAGCUCAACCGCCACGAACGCAGCAGUUGUCAGUUCAACAACGGACGCGUCUUCGGGAACCGGCGGCACAUCUCAGUCAGUGGGAAGCAGCACAUCUGGGGCACCAAGACCGUCAACGUCGUCGGGUGUUCCCGUCUCCUUAACAUCACCUGGUUCCACACCCACGGUUCCGUCGGGCCAGACAACGCCAUCCGCGGGCUCUACGCAGAGUGGCAGUACAUCAAAUCCAGCAAGUCCCGGAUCCACGGUGACAACCCAAGCACCCACUACGCAGCCAAUAGAUGUGACUCAAGUCCUCUGGACGGUUCCGCUCGACGACACCGACCCGACGACGCUGUUGCAGCAGAUUGCCGCCCUGAACGCCACGGUGAUGGGGCUUAAACAAAAGAUCUCGACCCUGUUCGACAACGUGAACGGCCAGAACAACAGUCUGAUCGACCAGCUGAACGCGUACAACGUAACGAUUCAAAAUAUUGCGCUCGACAGUGACGCCUUGAUGAAGGAGAUCAACAACUCCAAAAUCGAGUUUGCGGCCAGCAACAGCUUUGCCGCAAUGGUGCUGCAGCAGAUGGCGUGUAUGAAGAGCAGCCCUUGUGCUGUCCCGCCCACCCCGCCCGCACCAACCGCUACUGCUUGCAUCGGAAACCAGGAUGCGACGAACACACGACGAUCAUCUCCCCCUGACGACCCUCUCGAAUUGAGCGUCUCGUUCGGCAAGCUGAAAAAACUGACGAUCUUGGACGCGGUCUCAGGCAAGGAACUUACUGGCUUCAAGACGGAUGGCAGCCCACAAGAGUUGAAGACAACGGCCGUUCUUGUGAAUUAUCAGGAUGAUGACUCUACUGGCGGCCAAAAUCUGACCGUUACCUAUUUGACUUACAACGUCUGCACGGACUUUAAAUGCGAGAAUGGCGGAACUUGCUUUGUGGACAGUGGUCUCCCGCAUUGCAAGUGCGAGAUUUGCUUCUCUGGAGAGCAUUGUGAAGCUGAAACAAAUCCGUGCACUGGUAGCCAAGUCAACCGCAAUUGCAAGGAGAUCAAUGGUCAGCAGAAGUGUGUCCCAGAUACCUCGGGCGGUACUUGCGACUGGAAGUGUGAGUGUACGCCACCUUACCAUAAUCCAGCCGGCGGCAAUAACAAGACCUGCGUGGAUACCUUGGAAUCGCGUUGGUUCCGGUGG
Molecule: messenger RNA, 1320 nt
Organism: Mesorhabditis spiculigera
Lineage: Eukaryota; Metazoa; Nematoda; Chromadorea; Rhabditida; Rhabditidae
Source: the annotation of a GenBank genome assembly